This is a messenger RNA of Metopolophium dirhodum (rose-grain aphid), 1332 nucleotides long. RefSeq lists its product as uncharacterized. Lineage: Eukaryota; Metazoa; Arthropoda; Insecta; Hemiptera; Aphididae. The coding region runs from base 1 to 1332 and encodes 443 amino acids. Gene Ontology annotation, molecular function: protein binding; histone H4K20 methyltransferase activity. Gene Ontology annotation, cellular component: nucleus. The record is from RefSeq and is a predicted model, not a curated record. The transcript has 6 exons.
AUGAAGUUUUCGCGUGUGGAACACAGAAUCUGGAAAUUCCACGAAGAGUUGUAUGCCAGUUCUGUAAGCAAAAAUUGUUGUUUUAGGUAUGAACCAUGUAUGAGGUAUACUAAUGAGAAGGGAUUUGGUGCAAAAAUUGUAUCGAAUGCCCUCAUUAAAAAAAAUAAAAUGAUUCCUGGUUUAGGAGGACAAUUAUUUUUUAUUCAUGACAAUGAUAUUAAAGCUGGCGUUAACGAUUUCUCAGUCAUUACCCGCAGCUGUUCCCUAAAACAGUUUGUUUACCUAGGCCCAGCUGCUUAUAUAAAUCACGACUGCGAGUCGAACGCAGUGUUUUCGUCAAUUGGCGAACCGUCUUACGUGCAAAUAAAGUCAGUGAAACAGAUUCUCCCAGGAGAGGAGAUUACUGUGUUUUACGGUCAUGGUUAUUUUGGCGAUAAUAAUGCUCAGUGUGAGUGCAUGACGUGUGAAAACAAUAUGAAGGGCUUUUUCUCAAAAAAAGUUGAUACAGUAGACACUAUGGCAGUGGACGACCUACCCACGAUAACAGUUAACGACCCGCCAGAGACCGUCAAUGUUCCUGCUUCUACUGAAACCAAAGUAGAGAGUAUGUCAGUGGACGACCUAUCCACGAUAACAGUUAACGACCCGCCAGAGACCGUCAAUGUUCCUGCUUCUACUGAAACCAAAGUAGAGAGUAUAUCAGUGGACGACCUACCCACGAUAACAGUUAACGACCCGCCAGAGACCGUCAAUGUUCCUGCUUCUACUGAAACCAAAGAAGAGUCUGAGACAGAUGAUGACAGUUAUACAGAUACAGACGUUUCUUCAUCUGACGAAAAUGAAGUACACAAAACAACUGACGAUGAAGGUUCUAUGCAAUCAACAGGAAGUAGUGACGUAGACUCUCCUUAUAAAUACCAUUGUUCCAACUGUGAUCUAUCCUUCAAAUAUAAUUGUUGGUAUAAAAGACAUAUGGCAACCCAUAACCCUGGGACUUUUACAUGUGAAUAUUGCCACAAAGUUUUUAAAAGGAAAGACACCAUGCGGGAGCAUGAACGCCUUCAUUUGGGUGGACCAAAGUAUAAGUGUGAGCAUUGCUACAAACAGUUUGGAGAUAAAAGAAAUAUGAACAUGCAUAUAAAAUUGAUCCAUCAAGGCUCAAUGGUCAAAUGUCAAAAAUGUGACAAAAUGUAUUCGGGAAAGAGACAAUUGAGGUAUCACGACAACCGUGUACAUUCAAAAAUUAAACCGUUUGAGUGCAACAUAUGUGCGGAAAGAUUUCCUGUACCCUGCAUGCUCUCAGUACAUCGUCUUAAAAUGGUAAUAUAUUGA